Messenger RNA from Canariomyces notabilis, 1272 nucleotides. Its product is annotated as DUF914-domain-containing protein. The record is from RefSeq and is a predicted model, not a curated record. The transcript has a single exon. Bases 1 to 1272 code for a protein of 423 amino acids. Gene Ontology annotation, molecular function: transmembrane transporter activity. NCBI's taxonomy places the organism in Eukaryota, Fungi, Ascomycota, Sordariomycetes, Sordariales, Chaetomiaceae. Gene Ontology annotation, biological process: transmembrane transport. Gene Ontology annotation, cellular component: membrane.
AUGGCCGCGACAAACAACCCCACCCUGACCGCUGAGCCGGUCCUGUCCAAGGUCGACAGCGAAGGCGGCGGCUACGGAACGACAGGCGCCAUCAACACCACCGCUGUCGGUACCGGCGAGACCCGCACCUCGCUGUCCUCCGAUGCCGAAGCCGCUGCGGUAGCGGCCGGCCUCCAGCAGCUCGAGGCUCGCAACACACACUGGUAUUCGUACCUGCUGACCGCCGACUUUUGGCUGGUCAUCGCCGUCGGCCAGAUCCUCGCGCUCUGCAUCACGGGAACCAACACCUUCACGAGCUUCCUGUCAAGCGUAGGGACCGUCAUCCCCGCUUUCCAGACCCUCUUCAACUACGCUCUCCUCACUCUGGUCUGGCUUCCCAUCACACUGUACCACUACGGCUGGCGCAAGUGGCUGGGCAUUGUGUGGCGCGACGCCUGGAAGUACUUCAUCCUCAGCUUCCUGGACGUCGAGGGGAACUACUUCACCGUGCUGGCGUACUACUACACGAACAUCCUCUCGGCCCAGCUCAUCAACUUCUGGGCCAUUGUCUGCGUCGUCAUCCUGUCGUUUACGCUCCUCCGCGUGCGGUACCGUCUGGUGCAGAUCACGGGCAUCCUCAUUUGCUGCGGCGGCAUGGGCCUGCUGCUUGCCAGCGACCACAUUACGGGUUCCAACGGUGGUACUGGGCGGGAUAUGCUCAAGGGGGACCUGUUUGCCCUGCUCGGCGCGACGCUGUACGGGAUCAGCAACGUGUUUGAGGAGUGGUUCGUCAGCAAGCGGCCGGUGUACGAGGUGCUUUCGUUUCUGGGCAUCUUUGGCGUGUGCAUCAACGGCGUUCAGGCCGCGAUAUUCGACCGGCACUCGUUCGAGGGUGCCACUUGGAACGGCGACGUGGCUGGCUGGUUGGUCGGCUACACGCUGUGCCUGAGCAUCUUUUACUCGUUUGCCCCCUUGAUCUUGCGCAUGGGCAGCGCCGCCAUCUUUGAUGUCAACUUGCUGACGGCGAACUUUUGGGGUGUCAUUAUUGGGACUCGGGUUUUUGGGCUUACGGUCCACUGGAUGUACCCCAUUGCCUUUGUCCUCAUUUUAUGCGGGUUGAUUGUCUACUUCUUGUCUGGCAGCAUCCUUGGCGAUUCCAAGAAACCGUGGCUGGGGGAGAACCAGAGGCAUGGUGUCACUGGUAUUGGGACGGCCAAGCUGAGGGCGCUGCAUGAGGCGAGGAAGAAGGGCUUGGUUGUUGGAAACGCUGGGGGGGUGGCCCAUCAGGCUUAG